AUGGCGCGCCCGGCACCCGACGGGGCGAGGCGGCCCGAGCGCCCAGAGCCUCCGCCCGGCCCGGACGCGUCGGGCACUGGGGUUUGGAAAGCAAAGACGGGGACGGAUCUGAGUGCACCCCGGAUCCGGGCUCGCCCAGCCCCACACUCGCUCCGGGGAGGAGGCGGGAGAGCCGCGAGGUGGGGCGCGUUGCUGGCCCCGGAAAGUUGCGCGCGACUGUGUCUUGGCACAGGAGCCGACGGCCAGGCAGGCGGGCGCAGGCAGCGUGUAGAAAGUCGGGGCGUCGGCGCCCGGGGGAAGAGUGGAAUCUCCCGGGCCCGGGCUGUCCCAGGCGGGCUGCAGGCGCGGCGCGGGUUGGUGGCAAAGGACCUGGCCAGCCCUUGCCCGGAGAGUUCCGGACACCUCAGCAGUGACCGCAGACUAGACCGAGUGCAAGGGUUUCUGCUGGCGCUUGGGGCUCUCAGUGGCAGGAGGAGGCGGAGCGUCUCGAACCUGCAGCCCUGGCGUCUGCCCGAGUUGGGCGCCCCAAGCCGACGGCGCUUAGGAGCAAAGGAGAGCGAACAGGUAAGUGGGGGCCCGAGCUGGGGGCCCUCGAGUCUCCGAGAACAGCCCCCACAGCUGCCUCGAGGCCGUGGCGUCCCGGCGCCGGGAGGGCCGCCUGCCGAGAUGGCUGCAACCCGCGCCCUCCGGCCGCCAAGUCCUUCUCCCGCCAGAUCCGGGUUGCGACAGAUUAGAGCACAAACGAGAUAUGAGUUUCAGAUACCUGCCAAGUGCUGGGCUCUAAGGAGAACAGUGGGAAUGCAGAGUCACCUGGACCAGGAGGCUUCCAGAAGUCUACAGAUGUGCACAGGGAACCCUUUGCAAACCUCCCUCCUGUUCAGCCUCAUCUCCCAUCACUUUCCCAGAACUCCAGACAAAAUGUAACUUCGAGUUCUCUCCAUGUCAUGGCUCGGUGCACACUGUUCUCUCUUCCAGGAAUGCCAUCUCUCACCCCAAAGUUAGGUCAUUUCUUUUCCAAACACAUCUCUUCUGAGAAACCAUCUUGUCAGUUAGACCCAUCUUUUGCUGCUGCCUGGACACCUCCCGUGGUCCUCUCUUCAACAUCUCACCCUAUUACACCUGUCUCUGCUCCUAAUCCAUGAGUUACUCGCAGGGAGAGAGAGUUGUUCUUGUUCAUCCUGAUAUUCCUUAAUUAGCAAAUUUUAGUUGAAUGAAUAAAAAUUGACUCCAAGAAGAAUUAGUCUGAGAUGAAGAAAAGAAGGUUCCCAUGGUGGAAGACAAUGACAAAUCAAUAGCCAAGUCCACAACAAACAAAUGUAUGAUUUAGGAAGAACUUGUGUAUGUGACCUGCCCCCAGUUUGCCACUUGCCCUCUUAGAAUAACUGCCCUGUUUCUAGUUCAGAACCUCAAGACAAUGUGCAAGUAGAUGGCUAGAAAGAGGUUGUUCUCUUUUACAAAUGUAUCAUCUUAGAAUUUUAACAAGUAACAUAGAGUAAAAAUAUGACCUUGAGGAAGUUCCCAAAGCACAAAUACUAAUGCUCUCUGCUGCUGUAUGUCAGCGUUUUUCAGACUGCAGUUGUGACUCAUUCCUGGGUUGUGACCAGUUUUUAUUUUUUUGUUUAAGCAAAAAGAAUAAAAUAUAAAGCGAGAAUGUCAAGGUAUGCUUCCUAUAUUAUUGCUUCGUAAAACUUUUGUUUUAGUUGCAUAUGUAUCAACUCUUCAGCAAAUCCCUCAUUAAUGGGGCUUUGCUUGUCCAUAUCACAGAUGGGUUGUUGUAAAUGGUUCCAAAUUUUCUAAUUCAUUUUUCUGAAUGUCACCAAUUUUUGAUUCAGUUUUCUGUGUCCAAUGUAUUCUCUAAAAUGUUUUGAGUCCUUCCUCCACCUGACUUCUACCUACCCCACAAUCUUCUCUAGUUUGGUAGGUACGUGUUGAUGGAGCAAUGGUGGGAAAUAGAUGAAUGGGUAAUAAUUGAAGCUGGUGGUUGGUUGUACUCGAUAUCUAUUUUUCUAAGGCAAUCUACAUGUCAACAUGUUGCUUCAAAAUACUCUUCCUGAAGACCACAAACUGUGUGUUAUGUAACUUCUGAAAAGAUUAGAGUGACAGACAAUGAAGUCUGCUUCAAACACAACUGACAGUGAGUAGGCAGGAAUCACUAUUGUUUGUUUUUGAAUCUGACUUUUCAUGGGAGUUGAGGAUCUCAAGAAUUUAAGAAAUAAAAAUCUU
Messenger RNA from Lemur catta (Ring-tailed lemur), 2223 nucleotides. RefSeq lists its product as uncharacterized. The transcript is spliced from 4 exons. The coding region runs from base 1 to 924 and encodes 307 amino acids. NCBI's taxonomy places the organism in Eukaryota, Metazoa, Chordata, Mammalia, Primates, Lemuridae. The record is from RefSeq and is a predicted model, not a curated record.